UCAUCGAACCUUAGCUGUGUUUGCGCCCCCCCCCCCUCCCUCCAAACCUCUCACUGCUGUAUUAUUCAUUAUGUCACAUGGUUUUUAAGGGUUUACAUCAUCAUCUUCUCCCAAAAGAAAGAUGCAGUGCUGCUCAACACUCUGUUUGGAUUCAUCUUUUGUUUAAGGAGACCGGACAUUGUGUUCUUUUAUGUGAGCGUAGAAAAAAAAAAUAAAAAAUCACAAUUUCAAUUCAUCUCAGAUACACAGAACAAAUGCUUACGCCAAUAUUAUUAACACAUUUAAACUCUUCACUGAGGAAUGAAACGAGCAUUAAAAAUAAAAAUAAAAUCGAGGACCCUAAGAGCUGGCGGAACCAAUGUAGAGCUUCUUUGUCCCUCUUCGGGCUGUUUAUAGAGCAGGGCGAGCUUGUUUUUGUCGGUGCCGGAGGACUGCUUCGAUCUGCUGCUCAAACUGUGCACUAUUACGUCCAAUUGAAUAUACUGUUCUGCAAAAAAAAUUAAAAAUAUAUAUAUGUACUAUUUUAUGCUUUACCAACGAUGACAUGGCAGCGAACGAGCUUGUUGCCUUCAGGGAACGCUGGAAAAACGAGUUAAAUAGCAGAAAAGACGAGAAUCCGCCGGUCUGCGCUCCUUCCUCCUCUUCCUUCAGGGAUGAUGCCGAUCAGCUGGGACAGAAAGACUUAAACAAACAUUCUGGCGUUUUAAAACAAGAGGAACCGAGCUGCACCGAGGACGAGGGGAGGUUUGGCGGUGGAAGCGCCGCGGCAGAGGCAGAAGACCGGCCUCAGUAUGUCUCCAUUGCGCACAGUCUGUUGGACGGGAGGACCAGUCCCCUGCUGGACAGGAUCCGGCAGGAGAGAACGAAGAGAAAGAGGCAAUAUCAUGACAUGACCAGCAUGUGCAGCGCGUCCCUGCAGCAGCAGCAGCAGCAGCAGCUUGGCCAGCCUCAGAGGAAGGGGAAAAAGGAAGAGGAGCUUGUGGAUCAACUCAUUCAGGAUCUGAAUGAAGUCAACGACAUUCCCUUCUUUGACAUCGAGUUGCCCUACGAAUUAGCCUUGAAGAUAUUCCAGUAUCUCAACUGUGCAGAACUUGGCCGCUGUGCCCAGGUGAGCAGGGCAUGGAGAGUCCUCGCGGAGGAUGGCGUGCUGUGGUUCAGGUUGUGCCAGAGGGAGGGCUACCACCAGGAUGCCAGCGUGUCCAGCUCCCCCUGUUGGAAGGGCACCCUGCGGGACUGCCGGAGCUCGGCCAGAACCGUCCGCUCCAACUGGAAGAAUCGAGUGGGAUCCGUCAGCCAGCUGCAGUUCGAGUUGGGGAAGAUUCUGUGUGACGUCAGCUCGUGUGACGUCUUCGUGUUGGCCGGGUACACAUCUGGUGAUGUAAGACUAUGGAAUACGUUGCACUGGGACUCAACAGCCUCGUACCUGAAGACCAACAGUCUGUCUGCGAACACACACCCCAGACCACACGUUAGCCACGUCCAGAUCAACAGCACAGUGGCCGCUGCUUCAUAUGAGGAUGGCUGUGUAGACCUGUGGAGUACAGAAACAGGCGGGGAGCCCAUCCACCAUUACCAGACUUCCGGGAGGAUCCAGGCUUUGGCUCUGAGUCCGGACAGUCCCGUUCUGGUCUCGGCCACAGGAUCAAACGUUCGGCUCGACUGCACCAGCCACUGCGGAUACUGGAGGACUGUCUGCGAGACGCAGCUGCCCAAAACGGUAGAGAGCCUGACUCUGAUACCCAGCCGGGCAGAUCAGUCCCCGCUGGUGGUUUUAGCAGCUGGAGACGACGUCUACUUGUUGAACCCUCAGGAGGAGCAGCCGAGGACUCUGCACUCCGUUUAUGGUCAUCCUGUAACCUGCCUGGAUGCCUCCGACGCCCUCGCCGCCUUCGGGGUGAAGCGCGCGGGCUGGGCCAUGCACGAUGGAGGCAACAAGAUCCACGUCUACAGCCUGGAGACGGGGAAACCGACGAUUUGUGUCGGCGGCUCGCCGGGAGAUUUCACCUGCGUCAACCUGAGAGACAGCCCUCCUCAUCUGCUUGUGUGCGGCAACAAAGACAGGAGAGUGAGGGUGUUUGACCUCAGAUCCGGCUGCUCUCUGGUGUCACUGUACGCCCACCAUAUGGGCGUCGCCUCAGUGCAGGCCGAUGAGUGGAAGAUCGUGAGCGGCGGAGAUGAAGGACUGGUGUGUGUUUGGGAGAUGAGGAUGGGAACUAAGCUGUGGGAGCUGCACAACAGGCAUCCGGUAAGGCACGUUCGCUUCAACACCAGCACCCUGGUAACGGCCAACAUCCCCGAUGACAAGUCACCGCGCGGGGCCUGCAUCACAGACGACGACCUCACGGCUCACCGCAGACACAGAGGAGUCAUCUGCCAUUAUGACUUCUCCGAGGACGCCCUGUCACAGGAUCACAUCUUGCCCAUCUGCAGGUCUGACUACAUCGACCCGAACGGCUACAACUACAACAUUAACCUGGCGGUGCCCUACGACAGGCUGUCUGGCUCCCAUCCGUCUCACUGAGCGCUGCGAACAACAUGCAGACCGUGGGGCAGAACCGACAAGAGACAAAUUAUUCUGUCUGAUUCUCAAACCGCUCAGUUUUAGUCACCUUUUUACUAUCUUUGUCAAGCAAAGGCUUUUUAGGAAUGUAUUCCGGGUGCUUAUGUUGGGAUGCAAACUGCUCAGAUGCUACGAGUUUGCUUUGUUUUAACGACGUUUUUUUUUUAGAUCUGAUGCCGUAUCUAAUUUAUGCACACAAAAUAUGUCAUUAUCAGUUUUUUCAGGAAAAAAAAAAAGAAAGAAAUCCAGAGAUUUAUUUCCCACCUUUAUUUGCAAUUCCAUGUUUUGAAAUGAGGGGAAAAUAAAUCACUUGAAUAAUCAUCAAAAAUAGUGGAUCUUUGUGACAGUAGUGGUUGAUUAUGCACAGUUUCAGUAGUAAAAACAUCAAAUAUCUGUCUAUUCUGGUUCUGUGGAGGAAUGGUACGUGUCAGUAGUCUUCAAAUGCCCACCAUAGUCGAUCACUCGUAUCAGACUUCAUCUCCUAGGUGAACUUUUUUGUUUCAAGUAGAGAAUCCUUCAUGCUGCCCACUUGGAUUUUGUUAUUAAAUACAUUAAAACUAAGAAAAGACCGGAAAGAGGAUUAAAAUACAUGCACGGCUUCUCCAAAGAUCCUGGAACCCAACAUACAGCAAUAAACUUUUCUGUAAGUUCG
Molecule: messenger RNA, 3212 nt
Organism: Fundulus heteroclitus (mummichog)
Lineage: Eukaryota; Metazoa; Chordata; Actinopteri; Cyprinodontiformes; Fundulidae
Gene: fbxw8
Product: F-box and WD repeat domain containing 8
Exons: 11
Coding region: 545-2521 (658 amino acids)
Cellular component (GO): preribosome, large subunit precursor
Molecular function (GO): protein binding
Source: RefSeq, a predicted model, not a curated record